GCUAUGAAGUGAUGCAUUUUCAAAAUAUAAAAUUAAUGGCUUGCUUUAGUAUUGUUACUAGGAUAAGGACUCCUGAGCAAAGAUCCAUCCUGUGCCCCUUAGCAUAAUGGCCUCAGAUAUCUGACUAAGCUUAGGGCCUCAUUACCUUCAUUUUUUUCCUGUCURUUGUGAGCUUUAGAGUAAAGGGUCCACAAAUGUUGUAGUUGUGGGUUAGUUGGAUUAAAUGUGCAGGUGCUGAAUGUGUGACUUAUGUCUUGCAGGGGAUAUCUUGAUGACAUAACUGCAAUUGGGCCCAGAACAGUUGGAAGUCCAGAAAAUGAAAUUCAUACUGUUAACUACCUCAUAGAACAAAUUAAGGCAAUUGAAGUUGAAAGCACUGAUGCCCACAAAAUUUUUAUAGAUAUACAGAGGCCCACGGGCUCCUUCAGUAUUGACUUUUUAGGAGGCUUUACCAGUUACUAUGCAAACGUAACCAAUAUCGUAGUGAAACUGGAACCCCGAAAUGGAGCGAAACAUGCAGUAUUAUCCAACUGUCACUUUGAUUCUGUACCRAAUACGCCAGGUGCCAGUGAUGAUGCUGUUAGCUGCUCGGUGAUGCUUGAAAUACUUAGCACUCUCUCAAAAUCAUCAGAGCCCCUGCAGCAUGCGGUCAUAUUCUUAUUUAAUGGUGCAGAAGAAAAUAUUUUGCAGGCUAGUCAUGGCUUCAUUACACAACAUGAGUGGGCCAAGUCGAUUAGAGCUUUUAUUAACUUGGAGGCAGCAGGUGUAGGAGGGAAAGAACUUGUUUUUCAAACAGGACCUGAAAACCCUUGGUUGGUACAGGCAUAUGUAUCUGCAGCCGAACAUCCCUUUGCCUCUGUGGUGGCACAGGAAAUAUUUCAGAGUGGAAUUAUCCCAGCAGAUACUGACUUUCGUAUCUACAGAGACUUUGGCAAUAUUCCAGGAAUAGACUUGGCUUUUAUUGAAAACGGUUAUAUUUAUCAUACAAAAUAUGACACAUCAGACAGAAUUUUAACGGAUUCCAUUCAGAGAGCUGGGGAUAACAUUUUGGCUGUCUUAAAAUAUCUGGCAACAUCAGAUAAGUUGGCUAAAUCUUUUGAGUACCGUCAUGGAAAUGUCGUCUUCUUUGAUAUACUUGGUCUAUUUGUCCUGGCUUAUCCUGCUCGUGUUGGUACCAUCAUGAACUAUAUAAUAGCAGCAAUUGCUUUUAUUUAUUUAAGCAAAAAAAUACUACAGCCCAAAACCAAAGUUAAUAACAUGAAGAAAUUCUUCACUGCAUUUGGUUUAACAUUGUUAAGUUGGCUCUCUACACUGGUGACCGUCCUUAUUGUGGCAGUGUUCAUUUCUCUCAUUGGAAGGUCUCUUUCCUGGUAUUCCCAUUUCUACGUCUCUAUGUCUCUGUAUGGCACUGCAGCUACAGCCAAGCUGAUUCUUGUGCAUACACUAGCCAAGAAGUUCUACUACAAGAAUAUGAAUGAUCAGUACCUGGGAGAUGUGUUUUUUGAUGCCUCACUGAUGUUCUGGGCUAUAGCAUUGACUGUGCUUACUCAGAUAGGCCUUUGUUCAGCAUUCAUUUGUACAUUAUGGGUAGCAUUUCCUUUAUUUACUAAGCUGAUGAUCCAUAAAGAGUUCAGACAAAAAGGUACCACAAUGAGGUUUGUCACAAUGUACAUGCUGGGAAUGUUUGUUCCUUAUCUGUAUGUGAUGUACCUUAGUUGGACUGUGUUUGAAAUGUUUACUCCUAUAAUGGGACGAAGUGGUUCAGAAAUUCCACCAGAUGUGGUGCUGGCAGGAUUAAUUGUGGCCAUCACUGUGAUUCUGUCAUCCUAUUUUAUUAACUUUGUUUACCUCGUCAAAAGCACAAAAACAACUUUAUUUACUUUAUCCACUGUCUUUGUUGUCACUCUGAUACUUGUCUGUAGUGGAAUCUUCUUUCCAUACAGUUCUGAUUCUGCUAAUCCAAAACCUAAACGAGUCUUUCUCCAGCACACAAGCAGAAGAUUUCAUGAUCUAGAUGGAAACUUGGUUAAAAGUGACUCUGGUAUAUGGAUUAAUGGAUUUGAUUAUAAUGGCAUAUCUCACAUAACUCCCCAUGUACCCGAAAUCAAUGACACCAUUAGGACUCAGUGUGAUGAGUCGGCUCCUUUUUGUGGCUUUCCUUGGAUUCUGCCUGUGCAUUUUAUGUUCCGGAAAAACUGGUACCUUCCUGCUCCAGAAAUUUUGCCAACGAGCCCUGUUCAAUUUAAAGUUCUGUCCAAAGAAUUAAUGCCUUGGAAUUCUGUGAGGUUAAGUUUUGAAGUGUCUGGUCCCAGUCACAUGUCUCUGUAUAUCCGCCCGCACGAAGGCUCGGCUCUGUCCAUGUGGUCCCUGGGAGAUGGAAGGCCCGUGGCGAGCGUGGGAGGGGAUUACUUUGUGUUCUACUCGCACGGGCUGCAGGCUGCGCCGUGGCACUUCUGGAUAGAGCUGACGGCUUCAGAAAAGCAUGCUGAUGAAGUAGUCUCCCUUGCCAUAGCAGCACAUUACUUCUUUGGGGAAGAUAAAAAGUCACCUCAACUUACUGCCUUAUUGGAGAGACUUCCAAACUGGGUGUUUUCUUCUGGUUGGUGCUGUACUUAUGACCUUUUUGUCUUCUAAUGUUGCAGUACUGCUAAUCUGUCAUAGGAUACUGCUGUAAUAAAUCUUGAAAUAUGGACACAAUGCUGGAGACUUCCACGAGAAAUAGUGUUUCUCUGGCAAUUUGACUAUUUAAACGUGAAGAGGGGCUACUGCUCUCUGGGUUUCUGCGGAAAAUGCAAGGCUCCACACUGAUGCAAAUUUAGCUGGUUCUUCCACUGCAGUGGCAGUUAGGCUGCCCUUUCAGUGUGAUUUCUAACUGCAUUUGAGGAGAUAACAUUAGCAUAAUACAAUGGCAGUUGUAAUGAGAAGGUCCUACUGAGGAAAAUAAUUUGCUGCACUGAAUGUAAAAGUACUUUACAUAAAUGUGGUGACUGCCACCUGCCAAUCCUGUCCGUCCUGUUGAAGUAAGAUCUUCAGCUGAAAGAUGAUUGUUUACAUGUUUGGGGAUGGUAAAAUACUCCGGUCACUGGAGGAAGUCAGUGGAAACAGUGAUGCCUGUGUUGAUUGAAUUCCCAGUCAUUGCUAAACGCACAGUGUAGAAUACUAGGUAUUAUGGAAUGUAGUAAUUACUAAUCUAAAUUUUUUCAAAUUUUAUCUUUCUGUUUAAAAAACUUAGUGCCUACCGUUUUGCUCAUCACUAGUUUUGCAAUUUGAAUAGGUGAGCCUGACCAAAUUAUGAUCUUGCACCUGUAUUCCUGUUGGGACCCUUCAGCAUAUUAGCAUGCGACUCGAUCUGUUCUGUAACAGUAUCCACGCUCCCUUGUGCAGAUGUUYAACUAUAUUUCUGGUUAUAAACUUCUAAUUGUUAGAAUUGGCUGUAUUUUUUUGCUAUUUCCUUUGAAGAGACUUGCAGUGGUGUGACAGUAUUGCCUUUUGUUAAUACUUUCACACUUUUUAUAGUAAAUUUUGUUUUCAAUACAGAAAAGUAUCAAGUUGUUGUAUCAAGAGUAGCUAAUACCUGGGGAUUAUUUUAUUUCCACAGGGUGGGGAUUAUAAAUGACAUUAUGUGAUUUAGAGUAACUUCCAAUUUUAACUGUCAAGCCUCGAGAUCUGAAGCCCGUUACCGUUCUUUAUCCCCAAAGUGUACUUUCUGUUUCCAGUGCAAUGCAUAGUUAACAUUAGUUCCUGAAAUUCAAGUAAUUCUGAAGAAACUUUGCUUUUCCAUGCUCAGGGUGAAAUACUCUGUGCUAUUGACACUCCAACAUUAACACAGACUUUGUUUUGUUCAUCUCAUGAGCACUGCCAAGCAGCUCUUUGUGCCUGCACCAUCACCUCACGUAAAAGGCACUAGUACUUUACUAGUACUAUAGUA
Molecule: messenger RNA, 3928 nt
Organism: Nothoprocta perdicaria
Lineage: Eukaryota; Metazoa; Chordata; Aves; Tinamiformes; Tinamidae
Gene: ERMP1
Product: endoplasmic reticulum metallopeptidase 1
Exons: 14
Coding region: 250-2634 (794 amino acids)
Biological process (GO): proteolysis
Molecular function (GO): metalloexopeptidase activity
Source: RefSeq, a predicted model, not a curated record